This is a messenger RNA of Paramecium pentaurelia, 1991 nucleotides long. The record is from the annotation of a GenBank genome assembly. NCBI's taxonomy places the organism in Eukaryota, Ciliophora, Oligohymenophorea, Peniculida, Parameciidae.
UAUGUCUAACAACAAUCAUUCUGAUGAUGAAGAAAUGUUUGUAAUAAUUAUAAUUCUUACUUUAGCUUGUGGGGAAGAUUCAAGCAUAAAAAGUAGAAAUAGAGGCACUUUAAAAAUAAUUAAGAGUUUAAGAAUUUCAAUUUAAACAACAGAUAUUAGAAGUAUUACCUUUAUUAAUAAAAAGUUAACAAAUGAACUUGAGAGAGAGAGAAAAAGAACAAGUGAUUUGGAGAAUGAAAUAACCACAUAAAUUAGUUCAAUAGGACAAGGGGAAAUUUAAUCAUUUGCUACUUAACUUGAAUUAAAGUUGUCAGAAGCUGAAAAUAAGUUGUUAGAAUAUAAAGCUAAUGAAGUUAAUUAUGUGAAUAAAUUUAUAGUUGAAAUUGCAAAAAGAAAUUUAGAGUUUAAAAAGAAAGCCAGAGAAUGAGGAAAUAGAUGAAUUAAAAUAAUAGUUAGUUAAAAUGGAGGAAACAGCAAUUGCAUUAAUUGUUGAAAAAGAAAAAGUUAUAUAAGAUCUAAAAAGUCAACUUGAAUGUUCAACAUAAAUUUAAGAGACUUUUCAUGAUUAAGUACAUAGUUCUAAUGUAGAUGAUGAAAAGGAUAUUAAAAUUUAAAAUUUAAAAUAAUUAGUAUAGGAAUUAAACUAGAAAAUAGAAUAAGACUAAUUGAAUUUUGAUGAAAGAUUAAUGAAAUUAGAGCAUGAAAUUACAGAAAGAGUAUUAGAUAGUAUUAGUCAUUAAAUAAAUGAAUCAAAAUCAGUAGAAUAAGAUUUACUUCAUUAAAUCAAUCUUUAUGAAGAGAAAAUAAAGAAUUAAGAUAAAUUAUUAGUUAGUUAGGAGAAAUUAUUAUAAUAAGUUAAAGAUGAAAAGUAUAAGGAAGUUAGUUUUUAUGAAGGUAGACAUGUAGAGAUGUAAAAGAAAUUAUCAUCUGCUUUAUAAUAAGUAUUAAAAAGUGAUAGAAAAUCUGAAGAUGCAUUUAAAUAAUAUACUAAUUUAUAGAGAGAGAGAACUAUACUUUAAAAAUAAAGAGAUGAAUAAGUUAAAUUAAAUGUUAAAUUGGAGAAUAAUAUUAGAAAAUAGAUUUAAGAUAUGGAUGAACUUAGAUAAUUUAAUAAUAAUUGUUAAUAAUAAAUUGAUGAUUUAGAAUAAUAAGUUAAUCAUUUAGAAUAAUAAUUACAAGAAACUAAAUUUUAUUAUGAAGAAUAAUUAUAAAUGCAAAAGAUUCAUAUACCUAGUGAAAGAUAACAUUCAUAAUAAGAAGAAUAAGGAUAGGGAGGAAAUUUAUUAAGUGAAUUAUUAACAGAAGAAGUUUCAAUAGAAAAACCUCAUAAUACUUAAUAGAGUGAAGAUAGUUUCCAUUAAUAAAUACCAUAAACACCUUAAUCUAAAAAUGGAUUAGGACAUAUGUUUGCAUCAUCUAGAAUCUCAAAUACAAGUGUGAAUACUAAAAGAAGAUAUUAAGAAAUAGAAUAAUUAAAAAUAGAAUUACAUUCUAUAAAACAUGAAAAUGAGUAAGAUAUAAUUAUAUUAUAUUUAGAUAAUUAGCAGAAGAAAUAGAAAAUUAUGAACAUUUAGUUGGUGUAUUAUAAUCAGAAAUAAAAGCAUAAUUAUUAGAAAUAUAAAACUUAAGAAAAGGAAAACUUGAUUAUUCUUAAGAAAGAGAUUUGAGAAUAGAUUAAGAAUAAUUAAAAUAAUCACUUCAUAAACUUGAAACUCAUUUUAUUACUGCCAAAUUAAGUUGGGCUGAAGAAGUAAAUUUCUUAAAAUCAGAAGUUAAAAGAGCUGAAAAAUAAGCAUAAGAAAGCACUUUAUUAUAUAAUUAAAUAUUGACUGAAAAAGAAUAUUUUUAAUCCAAAUUGAAGAAACUUGAAACUUAAAUAGCAAAGAAAGAAAAAAAGAAUUAAAAUUCUUAAAACACUCCUUUAAGUCCACUUAAAGAGGAUGAUUAGACAAUUAAAAAAAAAGGAUUCUUAUCCUAUUUCGGAAAGUGAA